Gadus chalcogrammus (walleye pollock) is the source of this 2711-nucleotide messenger RNA. RefSeq lists its product as uncharacterized. The transcript is spliced from 4 exons. Bases 54 to 2651 code for a protein of 865 amino acids. Lineage: Eukaryota; Metazoa; Chordata; Actinopteri; Gadiformes; Gadidae. The record is from RefSeq and is a predicted model, not a curated record.
GAACACUUUAAGUUGAGCCCAAGUUUGGUAAUCGAAAAGGUAGUUGGGGCCAGAUGUUAUAUGCUACGAUGGAGUUUGGACCUGGAAGCUAUCUUUUACUCUUGCUGUUAGCCUUUGGACAACAUAUUAAUGCAAUUAGUUCAAGAGCUCAGGGCUCGACGGGCAUAAAACCUUAUUUCCCUUCAGUCGGCUUCUUUGAUCAAGGGAAAGACAUCCCUGCUCAGCUUCAGAGUGAUGGUCCUGCUGGGACCGCUUCCUUUGGUUCUCCUGCUAGUCCUGGGAGUGCCUACAAUAAAGUGUCCACACACCUGAUCUUCCAGAGGCCAGUGAAUAAUGAUAAUGAAGACUUGCAGUCCAGAAUUGACACCAGCAUACCUUUCCAUGGCUUCACAUUACUAGCAAAGAAACCGAGGUCCGACACACCUCCGCAGCAGGCUAGCUACCAGGUGCCCCCCAAGCCGCAGCAGCAGGCUAGCUACCAGGUGCCCCCCAAGCCGCAGCAGCAGACUAGCUACCAGGUGCCCCCCAAGCCGCAGCAGCAGACUAGCUACCAGGUGCCUCCCAAGCAGCAGCAAUAUGCUGGCUACCAGCCGCAGCAGCAGGCUAGCUACCGGGCGCCACAAAAUCCGCCACAGCAGCAGGCUAACUACCAGGCGCCCCCAAAGCCGCAGCCGCAGCAGCAGGCUAGCUACCUGGUUCCCCCAAAGCCGCAGCAGCAGGCUAGCUACCUGGCGCCCCCAAAGCCGCAGCAGCAGGCUAGCUACCUGGUUCCCCCAAAGCCGCAGCAGCAGGCUAGCUACCUGGCGCCCCCAAAGCCGCAGCAGCAGCAGGCUAGCUACCAGGCGCCCCCAAAGCCGCAGCAGCAGCAGGCUAGCUACCAGGUGCCCCCAAAGCAGCAGCAGCAGACUAGCUACCAGGCACCCCCAAAGCCGCAGCAGCAGCAGGCUAGCUACCAGGCGCCCCCAAAGCCGCAGCAGCAGCAGGCUAGCUACCAGGCGCCCCCAAAGCCGCCACAGCAGCAGGCUAACUACCAGGCGCCCCCAAAGCCGCAGCCGCAGCAGCAGGCUAGCUACCUGGUUCCCCCAAAGCCGCAGCAGCAGGCUAGCUACCUGGCGCCCCCAAAGCCGCAGCAGCAGGCUAGCUACCUGGUUCCCCCAAAGCCGCAGCAGCAGGCUAGCUACCUGGCGCCCCCAAAGCCGCAGCAGCAGCAGGCUAGCUACCAGGCGCCCCCAAAGCCGCAGCAGCAGCAGGCUAGCUACCAGGCGCCCCCAAAGCAGCAGCAGCAGGCUAGCUACCAGGCACCCCCAAAGCCGCAGCAGCAGCAGGCUAGCUACCAGGCGCCCCCAAAGCCGCAGCAGCAGCAGGCUAGCUACCAGGCGCCCCCAAAGCCGCCACAGCAGCAGGCUAGCUACCAGGCGCCCCCAAAGCCGCAGCAGCAGGCUAGCUACCAGGUGCCCCCCAAGCAGCAGCAAUAUGCUGGCUACCACCAGCAGCAGCAGCAGGCUAGCUACCAGGCGCCCCCAAAGCAGCAGCAGCAGCAGGCUAGCUACCAGGCGCCCCCAAAGCCGCAGCAGCAGGCUAGCUACCAGGUGCCCCCAAAGCCGCAGCAGCAGGCUAGCUACCAGGUGCCCCCAAAGCCGCAGCAGCAGGCUAGCUACCAGGUGCCCCCAAAGCCGCAGCAGCAGGCUAGCUACCAGGUGCCCCCAAAGCCGCAGCAGCAGGCUAGCUACCAGGUGCCCCCAAAGCCGCAGCAGCAGGCUAGCUACCAGGCGCCCCCAGAGCCGCAGCAGCAGGCUAGCUACCAGGCGCCCCCAGAGCAGCAGCAGCAGGCUAGCUACCAGGCGCCCCCAAAGCAGCAGCAGCAGGCUAGCUACCAGGCGCCUCCAAAGCAGCAGCAGGUCUACCAGGCAGCCCCUCAGCAGACUAGCUACCCGUCAACCCAUCUGUAUCAAGACUACCAGGAGCCCCUCAAGCCCCAGCUCUACAGGGUGACCCGCAUUCAGCAGGGUUACCAGGGGCCCCCCAAGCAGACUAGUUACCAGGCGCCCCCAAAGCAGCAGACUGGUUACCAGGUGCCCCCCAGGCAGACUGGUUACCAGGUGCCCCCCAGGCAGACUAGUUACCAGGCGCCCCCCAAGCAGCAGACUGGUUUUCAGGCACCCCCAAAGCAGACUGGUUACCAGGUGCCCCCAAAGCAGACUGGUUACCAGGCGCCCCCAAAGCAGACUGGUUACCAGGCGCCCCCAAAGCAGACUGGUUACCAGGCGCCCCCAAAGCAGACUGGUUACCAGGCGCCCCCAAAGCAGACUGGUUACCAGGCGCCCCCCAAGGACACUGGUUACCAGGGGCCCCCCAAGCAGACUGGUUACCAGGCACCCCCCUGGCAGCAAACUAGUUACCAGGCACCACCCUGGCAGCAAACUAGUUACCAGGCACCCCCCAAGGAGACUGGUUACCAGGCACCCCAAAAGCAGCAGACUGGUUACCAGGCGCCUCAAAAGCAGCAGACUGGUCACCAGGGGCCCCCCAGGCAGCAGACUGGUCACCCGGCGCCCCCCAAGCAUCCAGUGUACCAGGUGACCUACAGGAUCCCGCCUGCGCAGAGCCUCAAGGCUCCCAGGGCCAGCACCAUACGGUAUCUCCAUGAAUGACUUCUGCAGUCUGCAGCUUCCUGUCUGAAAAUAAACUGAUUCUUAAAAACUGUUUAGUCA